Molecule: messenger RNA, 4227 nt
Organism: Astrephomene gubernaculifera
Lineage: Eukaryota; Viridiplantae; Chlorophyta; Chlorophyceae; Chlamydomonadales; Astrephomenaceae
Source: the annotation of a GenBank genome assembly
GACAACUCAUAUAUUCAUAACACACGCGCCAUCCUGAUUGCCACUGUUUGUUGUUCGGUCAAGCGUGACUGAAUGUGUAUGCAUCAGGCUGGGCUAAUUAAAAGUGUCCAGUCAUAUCCUAGCUAAGCGUCGAUGAUAACGGCGGCCACGUCUUGCGCCUUACGCUUCAGAGGCUACCAGCCCCGUCGCGAGGUUGGACAACGCCUCCCAAACGCAACUGCUUGGAGCCGCGUGGGAGCCAGCAGCAGCAGCAGCAGCAACACUUCAGCCACCGGCAGCCGCAGCUACUGCUACUGCGCUGCUAACGAGAACAGUAGCAUUGGCCGGACCUGGAGUAGCAGUAGCUGCUACCGCAGUAGCAGUGAUUAUCCUAUCAACCGCAAGUUCAUUGUAACGCAAAGACACGUGUCGUGCUUUUGUACGACACGAACGUCCGACUCCUCCGUAGCUGCUGCUAUGAGUCCUAUGACAGCCCCAAUGUCGUCCGGAUCUGUCGUACGUCCUGACUGCUGUACGACAAUGGUGGAUGGUACGGCAGCAGCAGCGGGAGCGGAUCUCUGGCGGGAGGUGGUUGCAGUGUACGACAGGGCCCAGGCUAGCGGUGCUUGCAGCAAGACGGAGACGAAGGCUGAGAUGUUCCACGACUCCCAGCUUGGAGUCGACUUUGUGUUGCGAGUGGCGACAGCGCUGAAGGCAAAGCCCCAGGGACCGCCGACCCAGGGGUCACCCUCCAAAGUGCCUGGCGAGCAGUCUGGCAAAGGACCCCAACCCGCCGCCUCCCCCAAGCCCGCCUGGCGCAAUCCCUUCCUGCCGCCAGAACCCGAGCUAUUCGUACGACACUUAGGGCCGUACGGACAGCAGUACGACAUGGAUUCACCGCCUGUACGGCAUGUUGGACACCGGUACGACCCGCAGGGAGAUCCUCCACAACUGACAGCCGUACCAGCUGUACAACCAUCACCACCACAACACCAACACCAACAGCAGGAACAACAACAACAACAACAACAGCUGCUGCAAGAAAGUGAACCGGAGCACAGCCUGGUUCUCAACAAGUUCAAUGUCGUACGGCACCACGUGUUGGUGAUCACGAGGCAGUUUCGGAGCCAGGCGGAACCGCUGUACGGCGGGGACUUGGCGGCCGCGAUGGAGGUACUGCAGGCCAUGCCCCGGGGCGGGGUGGCGUUCUACAACUGCGGGCCGCACUCGGGUCGCAGCCAGCCGCACAAGCACAUGCAGGUGGUUCCCCUGCCCUUCCUAGAAGAGGAGGAAGAGGGGCAGCGGCAGGGAGAGGGGCAGGGCGCGCAGCAGCAGCAGCAGCACGCAGGCGGGGAGCGGUCUGCCGAGGCGCCCGUACACCGCUUGGUGAUGCAGGCGGCAGCUGAGGCAGCAGCAGCAGGAGGGGGAGCAGCAGCGCUACAGCCGUUUGCGUUGCGUCAGGUGCCGUACGAGUGCUAUGCGGCGCUACUGCCUGAGAGCCCCACACCCGACCAGCUGGAGUCGACAUUUAACUCCCUGCUACAGCUCUGCCAUCCGGGAUACAGCUACAACGCUAACAGCAACAGCGGCAGCAAUGGCAGCGGUGGCGCUGGCGGCAGUAGCAGCAACAUCAGCGGUGCUAGCGCCGCUAACGGCAGUGGAGAUGCUAGCGGCAGCAGAAGCAACAUAAGCGGUGCUGAUGGUGCGAUUGCUGCUACUGCUACUACUACAGCUCCUCAAGAUGUGUCGUACAAUGUGCUUCUAACGAGAUCUUGGAUGAUGCUCGUCCCGAGGCGCGCGGAGCGCUGCGGCCCUCUGGCGCUUAACAGCUUAGCAUUCGCGGGUACGAUACUUGUACGAUCUGAAGAUGAGCUGGAUUUUGUACGGCAGUCGGGACCGGCUUGGAUCCUGUCUCAGGUGGGGGUGCCGUGGUGACAGAGGUGCGGAGAGGAUGCUCGGCUUGAGAAACGCGGUCCGAGUGAUCCGGGGUUGAAGGUGAUUUAAUGCGGGCGGUGUUGCAGGCUGAUGUCGUCGUGUCUUGUGAUUGCUUGAUGAUGAAGUGACAUUGGUUGCCGCUUCGGUGGAGAGUGCCGUACAAGCUUUGCAUUGAUGCGUGCAGCGAAUUGGUUUGCCCCUUUGACAGCUUUUCGGAGCGGGUAUGGAGUGCGGCACGCAUCGCGCGCAUUUCGACAGAUUGCCAGGCUUUUCUUAGGUGCGAGGGAAGCAACGGUGGAAAGUGCCGUACGCAGGCAGACAGGCGGAAGGCGUCAACUCCAUUCCUGCUUUUAGUUGAACCGCCAAGAGCUUAAGCAAUUUGAAAUGCAUUUCUAGUGACUGGCCUGACUGCCGCUUUGCUCCUGUAGGAGCAAACCUAGGCACUGCCGCUGCUGCAACCUACUUUUUAAUACUUUAGACCCUGACCAUACACCUUUGGAGCGCAAGGUUGCAAUUAUUCCUGCCAUGGAGACAGCGACGACACCCUCGAUUCAGCCGGAUGACCCUCGAUUGGCGCGUGUAGGCUUUGCGAAGCUUCAGGGCGAUGGUAUUGAAUACUUUAUGCGUAAAUAUGAGGUCACCAUGGGACGAACGAGCAAAAACAGCACUCUGGACCUAAUCCUGGGCGACAGCACCACGAUCAGUCGGCAACAUGCCACCAUCCGCUACAACUUUGAGAACAAGUGUUUUGAGCUGGUAGUGCUUGGGAAAAACGGUGUAACCGUGGAGAGCAGCACCAACGGCACAACAAAUUUGUAUACACCGGACUCAGGACCCACCCCGUUGCGGUCGCGGGACUUGCUAAUCAUGGGCGUAAAGCGCUUUUACUUCUUGCUGCCAAGGCCCUUGGGCGGAAGCCGAAAGCGGCGCAGGGUGGAGCCAUCGCCCCCGCCAGCUGCGGUCAUGGCCGCGGCGCCUGCAGCUGCUCCUGCAGACUUCAGCGCGCAAGCAGUCCCACCAACACCCUCGCAGCAACAGCUCCAGCCACCUGCAGCUGCCGUGGGCAGCUUGCCCCCGCAGCCUUCCGGCACCCAGCCAGCAUCCAUGCCGCAAGGCCAAGUGGACAUGGCGGGCUCGGUCAACUCCCAGGCUCCCGAGCAAGCGGAUUUCCCGGCAGUCCAUCACGGACCCGGAACCUCAGCAGCUGGCGGGCCGGCAGGGCUGCAACCUCACAUCCCGCAGCAGCAGCAGCAGCCUUUCCUCGAUCAGCAGCAACAAGAACAGGAUCAGCUCCAACCGGAUCAGCACCCCCUGGAGGACCAGGAGGGGGAGCAGCAGCAGGAUGAGGAGGAUGACGCGCUCAUCAACGCGGGGGGCCCGCCGUACGACAACGGGGUGCCGUAUGCAUACGGCAGUGAGCACGACGGCUUUGGGGGCGGCUUCUGAGGGAAGAGGAGGCCUCUUUCAAUGUAGGUUGGCCCCUUAAGAGGGAGGGUGCGGAGAGUGGAGUUGCCGGAUGACGGAUUGCAGCAACGGCAACAGCGGGAUCUAGGGUGUAGUUCAGGAGUACGGCUGCUAGGCCGCCCAUGCAAUGGCGUUAGCAGGCAUGUAGGUAGUAGUAGUUGCUGUCAGGUGCCAGCUGGGGGAGCCAUCGUAUGACUGUGUGAGGGCUUGAGCUCUGGAGGAUGACCCGAGGCCCGGGAAAGGUGGGGAAGUCAAUAGUAUGAACGACGCAUGCGUGUACUUUACAGAAAUUUAGGGAAGCAGCUCGGGGUGUUGUCGUCUGGGAACUGCUUGUUGCCGUGCAACUCGUACCAGUAUCAACACGCCGUUAGGAUACCACGCAGCUUGCUAACGGUGAUAUCGGGGUGCUUGUUUGCUCUUGCAGCGUGGGUGACAGGUCGUGGUGGUAGGGUAUUAAGGCCCUGCGAGGUCUGCAACCACUGCUGCUGCGUUUGCUUCCGUCUUGGCGUGUACUAACACGUUGGAGGAGGGGCAUGUUGUAUCCUUACGCAUGCACAUUAGGUUAUGCUGAUGGCUGGCUGCGCCGCUGCUGGACGCAAAGACGUGCGGGAACGCGUUGUGGCUGCACUUCUACACCCGUUGCUUGGCGUGUGGCUCCCAGGAAGGGGAAUGUAUGAAUGUUUCUUGUCAUGGCAAGCUUGCCGCCCAAGUGUUUGUGUGAAGGAAGCCUUAUAGGCGCAGGCGGAAUGUUUGGUAUGCUUGCGGCUUUAUGGCUUGGCGAAAGUGGCUUGACACAGUUUGUCGAGCCCCGAGACGUAAUGAAGGGACUAGCCAACAUGCACAUGCAGC